AUGUCUUCCUUAGGCGACCAAAAGAAAACACCGCUCGAUGCUAUCGUCCAGGGCAGCACCAUGCAAGCAAUGCCUACGUUCUCCGACGUUUCCGACAAGCGCGCCUUCAUGCUGGAUCACAUGGCACAUGCCUUCCACGUAUUUGCGCGCAGAGGCUACAGCGAGGGAAUGGCCGGGCAUAUUUCCGUUCGGGAUCCAGAGUUCCCCGACAGAUUUUGGCUCAAUCCCCUCGGCGUUCACUUUGCGUUGCUAACCCCUGGCGACAUGGCGUUGGUGAACGAACAGGGAGAAGUCAUUGGAGGAAACAAAUCGCGUCCAGUGAACGCGGCAGGGUUCCUCAUUCACUCUGCGAUCCACAGAGCCCGUCCUGAUGUUGUUGCCGCGUGCCACUGUCACACUAGGUUCGGAAAAGCUUGGUCGGCAUUUGGACGCCCCUUUGAGAUGUUAAAUGGAGACGCCGCUAUGUUUUAUGGAGAUGCUCAAGCUGUGCUAACCAGCUAUGGCGGCCUGGUCUUUGAAGAAAGCUUGAGUGAUCCUGUGGCAUCGGCAUUGGGUCUAAAUGGGAGAGGGUUGAUCAUGCAAAACCACGGCUUGCUCACCGUCGGCCAGAGUGUUGACGAGGCCGCUUAUCUCUUUACACUGAUGGAACGUUGUUGUGAGAUACAGCUACUAGUGGAAGCGGCUGCAAAGGACGGCCUCGAGAAGCAAUGCAUCGAUGAUGCUACAGCCAAGCACACUUUCGAGACAAGUAGCGAUUCGGAUUCGCUGUACUGCGAGUUUCAGCCGGAGAUCCAGAAUGAAAUAUUUUUGCGAAGACUCAAAUUUGGAUCAGAAAGUCACGGAGAGUAA
Colletotrichum tamarilloi is the source of this 849-nucleotide messenger RNA. Its product is annotated as class II aldolase/adducin domain-containing protein. The transcript has 3 exons. Gene Ontology annotation, cellular component: cytoskeleton. The record is from RefSeq and is a predicted model, not a curated record. Gene Ontology annotation, molecular function: actin filament binding. The coding region runs from base 1 to 849 and encodes 282 amino acids. Lineage: Eukaryota; Fungi; Ascomycota; Sordariomycetes; Glomerellales; Glomerellaceae.